Messenger RNA from Prorocentrum cordatum, 4279 nucleotides. Lineage: Eukaryota; Dinophyceae; Prorocentrales; Prorocentraceae. The record is from the annotation of a GenBank genome assembly.
GCGAGGCGGCCUGCGCGGCGGCGCGGCGCACGCCAUGCACAGCGGGGCGGCGACGGCCGCGGCGGCCCCGCCGCCGGCAGGGCCGCCGGCGGCCGAAGAUCCCGCGGGCGAGGGCGAUGCGACCUCUGGCUGGACGCAGGCCAUGGCGGGCAUGGGCACGGGGCCGCUGCCGGAGCUUCCGGCGUUGGAGCACCGCCUCCGCCACGCCGAGGUGCUCCUGUCCCUCGCGGAGCUGGCCGGCUGGCCAGUUGAGGGCCGCACUUUGCACCGCUGGCGGGAGCUGGCGGCAGCCGGGUUGCAGUUCAUCCUGGAUUCCGCGGCGUCGCUUGGGGAGAUCGUGGCCACUCAGUUGUCCAGCGUUCUGGAGCAGACGGACGCCCUGCGGGGCGACCUUAUGGCCGAGCAGCUCGUCCAGCUUCGCCCUCACGUCGGGCUGGCGGCGCGGGCACCCCUGGCCCCGGCAGCUCUGGGCCGACUGCUCGCCGCGCGGCUUCGCAUCCUGGCAUCUGCCUUUGAAGGGCGGCCAUUGCGGCUGGUGGCCCCAAUGGACGUCUGGCCGGGAUGCGGCACGGUCGCUACCAUGCGAGAUUUGGUUUGGCAUCCAUUUCUCGGCGACAAGUGGGCCCCAGCGGUCGAGGCGCAAUCCUUCGCGCCGCAGCCGCUGCAGACGGUGCUCACCUCAGCGGGGUGCCCUCAGCACGCCGCCGGGGGCCUGCUCAUCGCCACGGACGUCUUGCGCAUCGGGUCCGCGUUCCGCGUCGCAGUGGGGCGCUACGGCCACAGCCCAGGUUCCACCCCAGCAUUGCCUCGCAGCCGAGUGGACUUUUGGCUUCCUCCGACGUUUGCGGCAUUCAGCCUCCAGAUGCUGAUGACCAGAUUGCGCCGCCACCUGUGGCCUUCCGCGACGGUGCUGUUCGCAGCCCGCUCCCUGUACGCCGACGGCUCCGCCCUCCUCGUGGAGCUCUCCGACGCCACGGCGAUUGUCAAGAUCGCCCACAUGUGCUCCGAGGCCCCCUGCAUUGGUCCGCGGCUGCCGACCGUCACGACGGAGGCGUCGCAAGAGCAGCGCAGUGGCAAUCAGCGGGAGAUGGUGCUCGGCAGGCAGAUCCAGAGGUCUUACGUCCCCUUGAUCUACGGAGAUCACGGCCACUGGGCCUUGCACGAGAGAGCGACCCAGGUGGGGAUGGACCUGGUGACGCUCCGCUUCGACACCAUCGCUGCCCAGGGGCCGCAGAGCAAUCCUGAGCAGGCCAAAGCAUGUUUAAUUGAGGUCUUCGACGAGGACGGCCAUCGCGGCUACCUGCUGGACCUCGCGCGGUUGUCACGCGCCCGCGCCAUGUUCGCCAGGAAGCGGCAGCGGCACGCGGACAAGGUGGCCUACGUCGGCAAGACCAUCCAGAACCACGGCGCCGUUGCCUUGACGGACACGCAUGGGCUGGAGGGUGGCGCCGGCAUCGUGGUGCGAGAUACUUUCUUUCGUCAGUUUCAGGCCGUGGGGCCCCGGUGGGUCCAUGUGGUCCUGGGCAGGGCGGCCAUGCUGCAGUUGCGAGGUCUUGGAGGCGCGUUGGACAAUCAUGUGGUGCAUUUCGCACCUGGCACUCCAGGGCUGGUGCAACCGCGCGGCGUGGAGACGGAGGGCCGGGACAAUGAGGACGCGAAGGGACAGCGUCGUCAGAUGCGCUUGGCGUUGGCCAGCGCCACGUCGCCGCGCAGCAAGGCCCUCUCCACGAUGACGGCCAGCUUCAAGUGGGUGGUCGCGGCCGAGGACAGGCCGGUCACGGCCGCCGUAGUUGCAUUUGGUCAGGGCGACGCUGCAGAGCCUGAGUUCACCCACGAGAAUGCCCAGGUGUGGAGCCGUCUGGACCGCUUCUACUGGGGCGCGUCGGCGGUCGGGCAGCUUGACAGGGCGAUCACUUGCGCUGCGCUCCUGGAGGCCAUGCGUCUCGCGUCGGACCGCAUCCACUUCGAGACCGCCGCGCGCCCUGCAGCCGAGACCAAGCAGGACCAGGCGGGCGCAGCAGCGUCGUUCGCUCGCGCCGCGGAGCGGGGUGACGUGGGGAUGAUGCAACGACGCCUGCAGUCUUUGCCGCUUCUCCGCUCUGUGGCGCCGUCGCCCAUGGAGCUCGCUGGGUGCAAGGGCGCCGCCCUGGGUCCCUUCCGCGGCCUGGUCUUGGAAUUGGCCCGCGGCGCUGCUGCAGAGGAGCUCACCGACCUGCGCGACCAGCUUCCCACGCUGAACGAGGUGCUCACCGCGCCGGACGCAAUGACCGCUGCCCUCCGCGCGCGCCGGUCCGGGGCUUCCUCCGAACGGCCAGUAGACGGGGCAUUGCUGGAGCAGUGGGUGACCGAGGGCCUGGUGUCGGGUGACGAACCAGCGGGCCUGGAGUGCUUCCUGGACACGUUCAACGCCAGCUUGAUGGUCUUCUUGCCGAAGGGCUCAGGCUCGGUGACACCCGAGGGAGCAGGCCACCGCCCAGCAGGCACGAGGCCGCUGAACGUCGCCGAUUGCCACAACCGGCUGCUUGCCAGCGCGGCCAGGGCAUGCGUGGAGGAGCCCUUGGCGCAAGUCAGAUCCACGGACCAGCGGGGUUUCGUGCCAGGCCGUUCCACGUUGUCCAACGCGGUGGAUGUGGACGAAGCUUCGCAGCGGGCAGCACUGGAAGGCGACGCUGGGCCGGCAUGGUUCUUCGAUUUCCAAGUCGCUUUCCCUGGCGUCGCCCGCGCCUUCCUGCUGCGGGUGGUCGCCGCGGUGGGUCUUCAAGGGUGGCUCCUGCGAUUUGUUCGCCCCCAGUGCCAGAACAACCGUUGCCGCCCGGCGGUGGGCGGGGCAGUUCACGAGCGUUUCGAGGCGCGGGCAGGUAUUCACCAAGGGUGCCCGUUGUCGCCGAUAUUGUUUGCCGUGGCAAUGGACACCUUGCUCCGGCGCAUGCGGCGGCAGCUGCCAGACCUCACUUCGCAGGUUUUUGCUGACGACGCGGCCGCUGUGGCUCCAGACAUGCGGCUUGCAGCUCCAGUCCUUCAUCGGCUCUUCGCGGAGUUCGGCCGCCUCUCAAGCCUCCAUCUGAACGUGCCCAAGACGUACCUGGUUCCCUUGUUCAUGGCAAACCCUGACACAGUUCUUCAAGACUUGCUACAGCAGCAGCCCGGGUGGGGGGGAAUUCGCGCUGCUUCGCACGCCGGGUACUUGGGCUUCGAGCUCCGGCCGGGUCGCGGCCACGCCCCUUCUACGAGGCCGCUCGCGCAGGCACAGGAUCGACGCGUCCGUCGGCAGCUCCAGCGCCAGGCCGCAGUGUGGAUACAGGAGGCGCAGCAAGGAGAUCUGGAGCCCCUCGUCCAGCACCAGCUAGGCCGUUGGCAGGUGGAGUUGCCCCUGCAGUUUCGCCCAGCGCAUGGCGCGCACUUCCUCCGAACCCUGAACAAGAGGGUUCCGCCUCGAGCGCGGGCAGCGGUCUGGGGAGCCACGUGGAAUGGGGGGCCGACAGCCCGUCGCACUCAGGGCCGCGAGGUCCUUCCCGGCUGCCUCUUGGGCUGCGCCGCGGACGCGCCCGACUCGUUGGAGCACUGCGCCGACUGCCACUGCGUGCACGAGGUGGGCGCGACGGAGCUCGGGCUGCAGCCGCUGGGGACGCCGGGGGCCCACCUGGCGAAUUUCCUCGGGUUGGAUUUCGGACAGAUGGGCGUUCCUGACGCGCUGGUCCUCACGGCCCUGCGGACGGCCGCGGUCUACAAGCAGCAGGUGCUCAAGUACACAGAGGUUGCUCACAUACGCGCUGAGUACGAAGAGCGCAACAAUGUUCGCGACCAAAAGAUCGUCCGCAUGGAAGCUUCUUUCAAGGUCCAUGUGGAGGCCGUGCAGACUGGCGACCAGCACGCACAGGCCGCAACAUACGCCCCGUAUGAGGAGCGUCUUCGAGCUGUGGGGCAGGGCUUGCAGCGGCAGGCCAAGGAACCCACGCCUGCGCCAAUGGCCAACGUGGCGGACGAUGUCGAGAAUGCAGCGAAAGUCCACAUACACCCGAAAGUGAACGCCCAGAUCACGAAGGUGAUGGUUUCUGCUCAAAGUAGGACCGGUAUGGGCCUUCUGGACCUCGACAUUUCGUCUGGCCUUUUCCACGCAGGCGGGCGCGCGCACAUUGCUGGCGAGUUCCCCGAAGAGAUUCUGACCAACGCCCACUUGGACAGGCAAAAGAGCAAACUUGGCCUGCAGAAGAUUAAACGGCGCAAGCAUAAGAUGCUGGACAAAGCUGCGAAGGCGGGCCCGAAGGAGCGCCUGCAAAAG